GGAAAGAAACUGUAAUAUGUCAGACAUCAAGAAAUCAAGAGCAAAAACAAAACAGAAUAUUUUUGUGAUGCAAAAUGAACAAACCUUCAAAUGGUGAAAGAUGAUUGACAGAAAACGCAGAAAGUUAAAUGUAAUUUGUAAAAAAGUAUAUUUGAUAUGUAAAUAUUGUUUUGAUAAUUGUAAAUAUUAAGUUGUAACAGUACUGUGAUAUUUGUAAUGGCUGAUGAGGGGUCAGAUCAAGAAGUUCGAAAAACCCUUCAUAUGAUCCAAUCUAUGAUUGAUGUUUCUGCUCAACGUUUAGAAGGACUGAGAACACAAUGUGCUACAAGUGCAGAACUAACUCAACAAGAAAUACGAACCCUAGAGGGCAAGCUUAUUACAAUGUUCUCAGAACAGCUAGUGAUAAAAUUAAAAUUGAAAAAAGGUUGUGAAGAACAUAUACCCUCACUGACACAAUGGUUACAAGUGGUUGGUUUAGAUAAAUCAAGCAUACUUGUUCUCUGUCAAAGGAUCGCCUCAGUUGAAGAACUUCAAGAGAAGUCAGAUAAUGAAUUAAAAGUUAUUUUAAAUGAUAAAAGUUCCAAACCUGAAGAAUUAAAUAAAUUAUGCAGGGCUUUACACAAUUUGAAAAGAUAUGUAGGUAAACUUAAAAGAGGCGAGAAGGAUUGCAACGAUACAUUUGAUCUCCACUGGGACUCAUGGGUACCAGACCAUCACCAUCAAGUCAAGACUGGUUUGUCGCCAAGGCCAGGACGCUCGAGGGCAGCUCGAACAUCCGUUCCUUGUGAAGAGAGCAUCGGUCUAAACAACAACAAUAACAAUAGGGGAGGUGCGAUUAUUCCACCUUCAUCUUCAGUGUCUAGUAUUGACACCUUGAAUGCUCAGUGUAAUGUGCUUGGACCUCCUUUAACUCCUCCUGGUCAAGGGAGGGGAAAAGGUUCAAAAUUUCCUACGACGCCCCCUGCCAGGAGAAGACAUCAAACGGGCAUUCCGCCAUCUUUAUUACCUGAGUAUCCUUUAACUAAGAGUAAGUCACACGAAUCACAGUUAGCAAGCCCCAAAGGAGAAACUGAAGCGAAAGCCCCAAAUGGUACGGGCUCUGUUGGGAGAAGAGGAAGAUUACCUACAGAACCAGGUCCGAACACAAUGGGUUAUUCUAGUCCAUUAACUACAAGUCCUAUUAAGUCACCACCUUAUAAUCACACCGUUACGUCAUGCGAUAGUGACGAUAAUAGUUAUAAAUCUAUAAGUCUCCAGGUUCCCAAAUCACCGAGAACACCGACGGUAAUGGGCAAAGUAAUGACGCAUCAGAUCAAGCAUAGGUUCACGAAAACAUUCAAGAUGAUGUCUUCGUGUGGUUAUUGUCAAAAACCGAUUUAUUUCGGUAGCGGACUGAAAUGUAAAGAAUGUAAAUAUACCUGUCAUAGAGACUGUGAAGACAAAGUGACUCCGUCAUGCGGACUACCUCCUGAAUUACUUAACGAAUUUAAGAAGACUUUUCCAAUAGAAGCAGGUAAUCCAUUUGUGUCUCCUACUACAGGGAGAGCUAGCACAAAGAGUGCUGGUAGAGUCUUAAAAACUAGGCCGAGGAAGAAUUCACAUCCUCAACCCACAACCAAUACUCCAGCCUUCCCGCCUCACGAUUCGAGUUCAAAUACAUCAAGUUGUAAUAGUUCCACACCAUCUAGUCCUGCUGUACAAACGCUAACGACUCCUCACUCUAGUCAGAAAUCGACGUUUCAUUUUCCAGAUGUCACUCUAGGGGAGACAACGAACGAGGUGAAAUUAGAGACUUAUCCUCUACCACCGAUGCCGAUAUUUCAUCGAGACAUAAUAAGUUCACAACAAUCGACGGAUACCGAUAGAACGGCAUCCCAGACGUCAGAAAGUGCGAGUACGGAUUCAGACAAGACCCCCGUUAGGGUUGAUUCCCAGGACAGUCAAGUGUCCGACAGUGAUACAAUUACUGAUCCUCACAGAUGGCCUCGACAGAAUAGUCUUUCAAUGCGAGAAUGGGAUAUUCCUUACGACGAAUUAAAAAUGGGAGAUGUCAUCGGAACGGGCCGAUUCGGCACAGUAUACAGAGGUCAAUGGCACGGUGACGUAGCUGUAAAAGUAUUAAAUGUUAAUUAUUUAAAGGACGAAAAAACUUUAGAGCAAUUUAAAAACGAAGUUUCGACUUUUAGGAAAACUAGGCACGAAAAUCUAAUUUUGUUUAUGGGAGCGUGCAUGAAACCGCCUAAGUUGGCCAUAGUUACCAGUUUAAUAUCGAAAGGAAUGACAUUGUACACUCACAUACAUCUCAGGAAAGAAAAAUUUAAUAUGAAUAAGACGACGAAUGUAGCUCAGCAAAUAUCUCAGGGAAUGGGUUAUCUUCACGCUAAGGGUAUUAUACACAAAGAUUUAAAAAGUAAAAAUAUAUUUGUUGAAAAUGGAAAAGUUGUCAUAGCAGAUUUUGGACUAUUUAGCGUAACCAAGUUAUGUUUUGGAAAUAGGCGAACAGAUAGUUUAGGAAUACCUCCCGGUUGGCUAUGUUAUUUAUCACCGGAGAUAAUGCGAAGUUUACAUGCACAUCAACCUCACGAUGAAGAACUGCCAUUUAGUAAGGCUUCAGAUGUCUACGCUUUCGGAACCGUAUGGUACGAAUUGCUGUGUGGUGAAUGGCCUUUUAAAGCUCAACCACCCGAAGCAGUCAUCUGGCAAGUAGGAAAAGGAAUGAAACAACCCCUUGCGAAUCUUCAAGCGUCUAGAGAUGUAAAGGAUAUAUUAAUGCUCUGCUGGUCAUUCCAUUCCAACGACAGGCCUGAUUUCAUCAGGUUACUAAACAUCCUCGAUAAGCUGCCAAAGAAACGACUGGCUCGCAGUCCAUCUCAUCCUAUUCAUCUUUCUAGGUCGGCUGAAUCUGUAUUCUAAAAGUUGUUAAGCAUUUUCAAAGUAUGGUGUACCAUUUGCCCGAUAUGUGUUACAUGAAAGACAAAAAAUAAAUUAAAGUUGACAAAUUUUUGUUCAAGUUAUUUGCGGAAUUAUGAGAUUGACAUUUGGAGAAUGUCUCACAUUUAUUUACUAUUCUAAUGUUUUUGCAACGCUGUGGGAUUCUGACGUCAGAAAUCUCGAAUGACGUAAGCGUAUUUUUGUAUUAAAAAAGUAUACAGUAAUUCCAUAGAUAUAGAUAUAUGUAUGUAAAAAAAAUAUAUCAUCAUCCAAUGAACGGUUCAGAAGAAAAAUAGCCUUAUAGUAAAUUUAAGAUGAUGCGUUAAUUUUGACAAGUGUUAAUGGGGACAUCACUGAAAAAUCAAUCUCUCUCAAAAUUUCAUCAAUAUAACUUUACUCUUAAGUGACUCUAACGGUCAGUUUCACAAUCAGUGGUUAACCCUAGAGGUCAACUGACCUUUACCCAUAGACUAACUGACAGUUGCAGUUUCACAUCCACAGAUUCAGUUAUGGUCACAUGGCUUAUGGCCAUAAGUUUUUUUUAUUUUUCUUAUGUUGGUAUGAAAUUAUGGACAAUGAUCAGCAGAAAGCAUUGACAAUUAUCAGCAUUUUUACGGAGAAACAUUUUUAUGAAGAAUUAUCAGCAUAUUAUGAACAUUGAGAAGUAUAGAUGAGUUUUGACCAAUUUUUAUUAGGAUAAAUUCUAUAAAUUGU
Molecule: messenger RNA, 3645 nt
Organism: Diabrotica virgifera virgifera (western corn rootworm)
Lineage: Eukaryota; Metazoa; Arthropoda; Insecta; Coleoptera; Chrysomelidae
Gene: ksr
Product: kinase suppressor of Ras 2
Exons: 14
Coding region: 217-2913 (898 amino acids)
Biological process (GO): protein phosphorylation
Molecular function (GO): protein kinase activity; ATP binding
Source: RefSeq, a predicted model, not a curated record